Molecule: messenger RNA, 1654 nt
Organism: Notechis scutatus (mainland tiger snake)
Lineage: Eukaryota; Metazoa; Chordata; Lepidosauria; Squamata; Elapidae
Source: RefSeq, a predicted model, not a curated record
CGUUCUGAUCCUGGGCGUCGGUUUUUCUCUCCCUCCCAGAUCCGGAACCUCGGAGCCCUCGGCAUCCUUUGCAAGCCAGGAUUUCCUCUGUGGGGGAAGGAAGGGAGUGGAAGGUCAGGCAGGGAUCUGUCUUGCUUCCCCAGAAAUGGUCCCGUGAAGGAAGAGGCCCCUGGAGACCACCACCCCGAGUCCCAGGAGCCCUUUGGAGUUGCUCUGCUGAUGAGAGGAAGGAUGGAGACACCCCCUUUGGCCAAGGAGGGGAGCGGAAAAGGCCCCAUGGUUCUUCAGCCUGGGAGCUGUGGGGAGAGCUGGACCAGAACCGAGCAGAAGGUCCUGCAGGAGGGAACCAUCCUCCCUUCAGAAGUUCCGCCCUGGAGCUCCAUCCAAUAUCGGGAGGCUGAGGGUCCCCGAGAACUUUGCAGCCGACUCCAUGACUUGUGCAGGCGAUGGCUGAACCCAGGAAAACACAGCAAAGCCCAGAUGCUGGACCUGGUGGUUCUGGAGCGGCUCCUGGCUCUCCUGCCCCCAGAGAUGGAGGGCUGGGUGCAGGAGUGUGGAGCAGAGAGCAGCUCCCAGGCGGUGGCCCUGGCGGAAGGCUUCCUCCUGAGCCAGGCGGAGGAGCAGAAGGAGCAGCUCCAGUGGCAGUGCUGCACUGUGGAGAUCAGAGAUCCUGAGGGAAAGAAGAACCCAUCAAAUCCCCCUCAGGAGCUAUUUUUCAGGAGGAUCCCUUGGGAAAAUCCAUGUCAAGACACUUCAGGAGAGAAACAAAGAAUGAAGCUUUCUGGUUUUUAUGAUGGAGAUCAAACAGCAGUUGAAGCUCCAAAUCAAGAGGGUUUGGUGUCCUUCGAAGAAGUAGCUGUGUAUUUCUCUAAGGAGGAAUGGUCUCAGCUGGAUCCUGACCAGAAAGCGCUGCAUUCAGAAGUCAUGCUUGAAAACUAUAGGAACGUGGUCUCUCUGGGUUAUAAUGGGCAGGAGAAUCAAAAUUCCUGUGAACUGUUCCAAGUGAUCAGUGCUAAAGAUGGAAGGGAGAAGUUUGGAAUUCGAAUGGAAUUCGAAAGCCAUGAGAGAAACCAGUCAAAGAAUUGGACUCAGGAAAGCUCAUCUUCCACUGAUACUCCGAUGCAAGACUUUCUUGCCCAAGAAGAGAAAAUAAGGAAAAAAUAUACUGGAAAAAGUGUGAAGCUAUUCAAAGGUAAAGUACAAGUAAAUGAAAACUAUUUAACCCAAAACAAAGGAGAAGAUGCUAUAAGAAGACACAAUGGACAAAAUUACAAUGGGACAUUCAUUCUUUCUCUUGGGAAUAACUUCCUUACAGCUCAAAAAGAGAUUGACACAAAAGAGAAGCCUUAUAAAUGUUUGGAAUGCGGAAAAUAUUUUAGGACAAGCAGGAAACUUACUUCCCAUGAAAGGAUCCACACAGGGGAGAAACCAUUUAAAUGCAUGGAGUGUGGAAAGACCUUCACUCGAAGAAGUAAUCUUAUUUCCCAUAAGAUGAUCCACACAGGGGAGAAGCCAUAUAAAUGCAAGGAGUGUGGAAAGAUGUUUACUCAGAGCAGAGACCUAAAAAUACACAAAAGGAUCCACUCAGGAGAGAGACCAUAUAAAUGCAUAGAGUGUGGAAAGACCUUUGCUAAUAACAGUAACCUAAGAAGAC